AUGAAUCUCCAGGACUUUACCUCUGACAAAGAUCUUCUUGAACUCCUCUUUGCAGAAAUCCUCCAGUAUGUCCCUCAGCUGACGGACAGAUUUUCUCACGACAUCAAAAGAGGAGAGAGAACUGAAGAGAUCAUCAUUUACUCGCUCCAGUCGUCCUUCAGCUCAUCUACAACAACAGAAACAUAUACUCCCACUACUACUGUAACACCAACACCUACCAAGACAGAAACAGUCACAUCUACUACAACAGCUACAACCAGUAAUAUGUCAACAAACUUCACUGUGCACACAGAGCCCCCUCAUUCUUCAACACCUGCAGGCCAGAUAGUAAUAAAUACAACAACAACAACAACUACCAAAUGUUUCUGCACAUAUAACAAUAAAGAAUACUCUGUAGGGUCAACAAUCCCUCUAGAGGAUGAGUGCUAUACUGCUUAUUGCAACUCCUCUUGCUAUAUUGUAAAACAAAUCAAAUUCGACAACCACACGACAGAUAUGUGCACUGUCAGAACAUGCAAAGAUGGAAAAGUCGUCACAGAACGUGUACAUUGUGACCAAAGAACUGAAAUUCCUGAAUGUGUUAACGGACUUGAUCCUGUGCAGGUGUAUUAUAACAAUGGCUGCUGCUUUAAGUAUGAGUGUCAAUGUGUAUGCGAAUCCUGGGGUGACCCUCAUUAUAAAACUUUUGAUGGACAAUAUUAUACUUUUCAAGGAAACUGCACUUAUGUUUUGUUCGAAGAAAUCAUCCCAAGAUACAAUAUCAGUGUCCACGCUAAAAACUUUUAUUGUGAUACUGCACAUAAUCUUGCUUGCCCUGAGUAUGUGCUUGUGUAUUACAAAUCCUACAAAAUCAAAAUGGCAAGUGAUAAUAGUGAAGUGAUCAAUGUCUCUGUUAAUGAUGUAAAGCAGAUGCCAACAUACAUAAUCGAUAGCAUCAUCAUCACCAGUACCGGCAUGAAAGUCACUCUGAACAUCUCUGAAAUCAAAACUUUGAUUACAGUCAGUAAAACAGGCAUCCAUAUCAAUCUCCCAUUCUCCUACUUCCAUAAUAAUACUCAGGGACAAUGUGGGUAUUGUGAUAACAGCAACAUAAACGACUGCAGACUUCCUAAUGGAACAAUCGACCAAUCAUGUGAGCACAUGGCACAGUUUUGGAUGGUCCCACCCGGUUGUGAAUUACCUCCUCCUUCUCCUCCAGGACCAACUCCAACUAAACCUCCAAAUAUUACUGUCUGUGAAAUAAUCACCACCAAUCUGUUUAACAGCUGCCAUGACGCCGUUCCCUAUAAGGAUUAUUAUGAGGCAUGUAAAUAUGAUGUAUUCACAAAGGGAAAGCCUUCUGUCUGCGCUAGUCUAGAGGCCUAUGCACAGCUAUGUGGAGAGAAUUCUAUCUGUGUGGACUGGAGAAACUCCUCUAUUCUCAAUGGGCUAUGUGAAUACAAGUGCCCCAGUAACAAAGUCUACAAGGCAUGCGGACCAAGAGUGGAAAAAUCCUGCAGUACAUCGUACAAUUAUAUGUUUGCGGAGAAGGACUGCAAAGAUUUAAACCAAACUGUAACUGAAGGUUGUUACUGUCCUGAUGGCCAAUAUCGGGUUAAUAUGACGUCAGAUAUGUGUACAGCUUACUGCGAUUGCAUUGGUCCUGAUGGAUUACCUAGAAAGCCUGGGGACACAUGGACAUUUCAGUGUGACACAUAUAAUUGCAGUAAUACUGGUGUGCCUUUUAAAGAGCCUAUAAAGUGUCCAACUAAGAUGCCCUGUGGUGAUGGAUACAAAAGCACAGUUAUAAACUGCUGUCCAACUUGUGUUUGUGAUCUCAAUCUGUGCCUUCAGAAGAAAUGUGAUUUGGGAUUUGAGUUAGCAUCAAAUAAAACUGAAGGCAGUUGCUGUCCACUCUGUGUGCCCAAAGACGUCUGUGUGUACAAAAACACAGAGUACAAGGUUGGAGAAGUCUACAGUUACAAAUGUGAAACUGUUACUUGCCAUAAAAUGAAUGGCUCUUUUAUGAUUAAAAAGAACAUCACAGAAUGCAGUUCACAUAACUGUAGUCCUGGGUUUGAAUAUGUGAAAAAAGAAGGAGAGUGCUGUGGAUCAUGCACACAAGUGGCCUGUAUUUAUGAUGCACCAAACAACACCAGACAGACUCUCAAGGUUGGAGAAGUCCAAAGUUACACAUGUGAAACUGUUACCUGUCGUGAAAUCAAUGGCUCGUUUAUGACUGACAGGAGCUCUGAGAAGUGCUCUUACUUGAGUUCAAGUGACUGUAAACCUGGGUUUGAAUAUGUGAAAAAAGGAGCGUGCUGUGGAGAAUGUAGACAAGUAGACUGUAUUUAUGAUGCACCAAACAACACCAGACAGACUCUCAAGGUUGGAGAAGUCCAGAGUUACACAUGUGAAAAUGUUACCUGUCGUGAAAUUAAUGGCUCACUUAUGACUGACAGGAGCUCUGAGAAGUGCUCUUACUUGAGUUCAAGUGACUGUAGUCCUGGGUUUAAAUAUAUGAAAAAAGAAGGAGCGUGCUGUGGAUCAUGCACACAAGUGGCUUGUAUUUAUGAUGCACCAAACAACACCAGACAGACUCUCAAGGUUGGAGAAGUCCAUAGUUACAAAUGUGAAAAUGUUACUUGUCGUGAAAUCAAUGGCUCGUUUAUGACUGACAGGAGCUCUGAGAAGUGCACUUACUUGAGUUCAAGUGACUGUAAACCUUGCUUUGAAUAUGUGAAACAAGAAGGAGAGUGCUGUGGAUCAUGUCAACAAAAAUGCUGUAUUUAUGAUGCACCAGACAAAACCACACAUAAUCUCCAGGAUCGAGAGGCGUACAAUUUCAAAUGUACAACUGGUACCUGCAAUAAAGUGAAUGGCUCGUUUGUGAUUGUGGAGAGCAUUAAAAAAUGCCCUGAAUUUAAACCAGAGGACUGUGUGCCUGAUACAAUAGAAUUAGACAUAGAUGGAUGUUGCAAUACCUGUAAACCCAGGAACUGUAUUCUAGAGAAGAACCACACCAUUCUGCAUGUCGAUGGUUGCACUUCCAUCGAGAAUGUAGAAGUUACUUCCUGCACUGGCCACUGUGACAGCAGAUCAAUGUAUUCGAUGGACAUGAACAAUAUGACGCACAGCUGUUUUUGCUGCCAGGAGGAUCAAUUCAGCAAUAGAAAUGUGACGCUGAAGUGUGCCAAUGGCAGCGAGAAGUUUUAUAACUACAUGUACAUAGAGACCUGCAAAUGCACUAAGUGUGAAAACUAGAAAGAAGAAAAAAUCAAAUAUCCUCCUUAGUGCUGAUUUGAACAUCACUCAAUCUGAAAAAAAUUGUAAAACAUAAUAUAUAUCUGAAAAUGACAGUAGUUAUGAUUUAAGCUGAUUGUUACAGUGCAUUAAUGGCUAAAUUUAUUUUUUCUUUGUAGUGUGUUGCAGGGGUAUGGUUAACUCUAAGCAUAAUCUAUUUUGUUAUGUCUUGAAGGGGAUGCUGGGCUUUUUUUAUUUGUUAUACUCUCUGGUAAUGCAUGCUAUAAUAAUGUCCUGUACUUUUCCUUCCAAUGAAAUGAAUUAAAAUCACAAUAAAGCAUAAUAAAGAGCAUCAA
Messenger RNA from Megalobrama amblycephala (Wuchang bream), 3578 nucleotides. Its product is annotated as intestinal mucin-like protein. The coding region runs from base 1 to 3243 and encodes 1080 amino acids. The transcript is spliced from 26 exons. Lineage: Eukaryota; Metazoa; Chordata; Actinopteri; Cypriniformes; Xenocyprididae. Gene Ontology annotation, molecular function: hormone activity. The record is from RefSeq and is a predicted model, not a curated record. Gene Ontology annotation, cellular component: extracellular region; extracellular matrix.